Messenger RNA from Beauveria bassiana ARSEF 2860, 1884 nucleotides. Its product is annotated as zinc finger protein. The record is from RefSeq and is a predicted model, not a curated record. The coding region runs from base 1 to 1884 and encodes 627 amino acids. NCBI's taxonomy places the organism in Eukaryota, Fungi, Ascomycota, Sordariomycetes, Hypocreales, Cordycipitaceae. Gene Ontology annotation, cellular component: nucleus. The transcript has 2 exons. Gene Ontology annotation, biological process: regulation of transcription by RNA polymerase II.
AUGACUGAGCAAACAUUUACCAUGUUCCUGCAACAGGACGACAAGGACAUGGCGCGAUACCACGAUGCCUCGCACAGCGUCGCCUUCACAUCGGCCCCGAUGGAUAUGAACAUUGCCGCCGAAGCCUACAGCGCAUACGCCGGCUCUCUCGCGACCACCAUGGGCAGCCUCGAGCAGACCAUGUACGGCACCGAUAGCGGCGUUCCCAACUACGUCCUCAACAACCGCACCUCGCCGAGCGUAUACCCCGACGAUGGCGACAUGCGACUGUCGUCUUCGGGCCUUUCGACGGCGUCGGCCCCGUCAGCACCGUCAUCGGUCGUCGGAUCACCGCAGUCGCACACUGGCCAUUUGGGCGUACCCGAGUGGGCAAGUAUGCAGCCGGGCAUUGUGGGCGACUACAUGACGGGUGGUGAGUACCCGACGUUUUCGAGCUCGAAUGUAGAUGAUUUGUCGACCUUUGACUUUACACAUGCCAAAACUUUUGUUGAUCCCUCAUUGAUCCACCCUGAAAUUGGACAGCCCAACCCAAUAUCCUUCUCGCCAUAUGACGCAGGAUUCCAUCAACCCGUCCACCCAUAUCCCGCCUCUCCUUCGCUCGCCGCCUCGCCUCAACCUUCGAUGAUGCGCACCAGCUCCUCUUCGCCCUACCUUCAUAAUGGCUCCUUCCAACAAGCCUUCUCUCACAGCCCCUACGGCACUCCCAUGGACCCCACCGGCCGUCGCCCGAGCAUGGCCGGCGGCUUCAUCUCGCCUGGCUCUGCCGAGUAUCCUUCCGGCGACGAGAACAAGGAGCGCCAGCGAUGCACUUAUCCUGACUGCGGCAAAGUCUUCAAGGAUCUCAAGGCCCAUAUGCUCACCCACCAGACUGAGCGCCCUGAAAAGUGCCCCAUCCAGACCUGCGAGUAUCACGUCAAGGGCUUUGCUCGCAAGUACGACAAGAACCGACACACCCUGACCCAUUACAAGGGUACCAUGGUUUGCGGCUUCUGCCCUGGUUCUGGUUCGGCUGCCGAGAAGUCGUUCAACCGCGCCGACGUUUUCAAGCGCCAUCUGACAACCGUUCACGGUGUCGAGCAGACGCCACCAAACUCUCGCAAGAAGGCCCCCACCGCCAUCAACCCUGGCAAGAAGCUCACCGGUUACGCUCCUGACGCUACCGGCAAGUGCAGCACCUGCUCACAGACCUUCUCCAACGCCCAGGACUUUUAUGAGCAUCUGGAUGACUGUGUUUUGCGCAUUGUUCAGCAGGAGGAUCCCGCCGAAGCCAUCAACGCCCAGCGCCUCGCCGAAGUGGAGAACGAUAGUAGCGUUCACCAGACCCUGGAGAAGAACAACCUGCCCACCGUCACUCCCACCAACCACUCUACUCCCGGUGAGGAUGAUGAAGAGGAUGAUGACAUGGAAGACGGUGAAGAUCGCCUCAACAUGUCACCCAAGAAGAAGAUGGCCCUCACAAACGGCGUGUCCAAGUCACGUGGCUUGACACACUCGCGCGGCGGCGUUCCCUUGAUUGGGAAGACACGCGGUCGUAAGAACCGUAAGGAUUAUCCAUCCUCUUGGGGCUUCGACAAGGGUCAAAUGACCAUGAAGAAGCGCAUCAUGGCCGUCUUUGACGGCGGGCGUCGCCUAGCCAAGGACGAUUUGAUGCUUUCCACCGACCGUGAAGUUCGUCUUAAGCUCUCAGACGGCAAAGCUUACGUCACCGACCUGGACGUGCAGACCAUGAAGCGCGCUGAGGGCUUCCUCAACGCCACCGACGACGAAAAGGGCCCCUGGAUUUCUGAUGACCCUACCGAGGAGCAGAUUCUGGAGAUGCAGAGAGUGCAAGAAAUCCUCAGUAACACCGAAACCACCACGGAAACGACUCCCGCUUCUUCGUAA